AAAUUAGUCUAAACACGGUUCAUUUGAGUCCGUUUUAUUUCCUAGACAACGAAUAACAAAUUUGGCUUGACUUUCGAAUAUCUUGUGAGAUACCUAUUUGAUUAUUAAUAAUGGAAUCAAUAAACGAAGAAAUUCAAGCAAAUUUACCUGACCCACCAGAUGAAGAAACUGAAAUAAAACUAAGACCACUGGAAAGAAUUAAAUUAAACCCAAAAGUGCCUCCUGAGCCUUCAGCCUAUGGGAAGGGAAAAAAUUUUAGCCGACCUUGGAUAUUACAGGAUGGUCGAGAAGUUCCAAAAUCGGGCAGUGAAAUGCGAGAAAGUUUUUGUGUCCCAAAGAAACCACCCAAAGGAGAAGGUAUUCGAAAGCGAAUGUUAAAGGAUUUCUUUUGGGAGCAAAUGUUAGAUGAAGUAAUUGAAGAACUCGCCACCUCCCAGCCUGUCGCCGAUUAUUGCACAGAGUACGAGUCUAACUUUAUCAAGGAGCAGUUUGAACCACGAAAUUUGGAAAUUACUGCGGAUAAAAAUAUGCAUCUGAAAUAUCCAUUAUACGGCACGGGUUCCAGCGCAAUAACUUAUUAUAGCGAAAGCGUUAAAAAGACAGGACCAGGCGAAAUUCUGGAGAAGUUUCGUAGAUGCCAGUACUUUACAAAACCAAUGGAGGAGAGACUAGACAAUGGCUGGGUCUUGUAAUUGGUAUUAUUAAAAGUACCUAAUAAUAUUA
Pieris napi is the source of this 723-nucleotide messenger RNA. RefSeq lists its product as uncharacterized. Bases 111 to 692 code for a protein of 193 amino acids. The record is from RefSeq and is a predicted model, not a curated record. The transcript has 4 exons. NCBI's taxonomy places the organism in Eukaryota, Metazoa, Arthropoda, Insecta, Lepidoptera, Pieridae.